Naegleria gruberi is the source of this 525-nucleotide messenger RNA. RefSeq lists its product as uncharacterized. The record is from RefSeq and is a predicted model, not a curated record. The transcript has a single exon. Lineage: Eukaryota; Heterolobosea; Eutetramitea; Acrasida; Naegleriidae. The coding region runs from base 1 to 525 and encodes 174 amino acids. Gene Ontology annotation, molecular function: DNA binding. Gene Ontology annotation, biological process: DNA integration; DNA recombination.
AUGUUAGUCAUUGGUUUCAGACUUUUCGCUAGACCAGGUGAAUUAGCUAGACUCAAGUGGGGUUAUGUUACAAAGCUUAGAAAUGGUAACAUCAAAUUAGAUCUCAGUGGUCACAAAACAGAUUUCUUUCUACUAGAAAAGCCGAUUACUAUUGACAAGCAUCUUGAAAAUCCUUCAGUGUGUCCAGUGAAAUUGCUUUUUGAUUACAUGAACACUGUACAGCAUUUCAAAAAAGCAGAUUCACCAUUGUUUUCAUUGCAGGACAAUAUUUUCUUCAACACUGAAGAUGUUUCUCAACUUAUCAAGAAUGCUAUGUUCUCUGUUGAUUCAGAAAUCACUGUUUCUGGUCACAGUUUACGUAUUGGUGCAACUACUGAGAGUAUUAUCAAGGGAAUUCCUACUCAGGAUAUUAUUAUGGGGACUAGACAUAAGGAUGUGAAAUCUUUACAACCUUAUCAAAGACAAGAAGCUCUUGCCGCUCGCCACUUGUCUACUACUCUCCUUUCUCGGGACAAUAUCCAUUAG